Drosophila erecta is the source of this 1820-nucleotide messenger RNA. It is a transcript of the gene Nop60B, whose product is annotated as H/ACA ribonucleoprotein complex subunit 4. The transcript is spliced from 6 exons. The record is from RefSeq and is a predicted model, not a curated record. Gene Ontology annotation, biological process: mRNA pseudouridine synthesis; rRNA pseudouridine synthesis; box H/ACA sno(s)RNA 3'-end processing. NCBI's taxonomy places the organism in Eukaryota, Metazoa, Arthropoda, Insecta, Diptera, Drosophilidae. Gene Ontology annotation, cellular component: box H/ACA snoRNP complex. Gene Ontology annotation, molecular function: pseudouridine synthase activity; RNA binding. The coding region runs from base 110 to 1636 and encodes 508 amino acids.
UCGAUAGACCGCGCGCUCCACGUGUUUUUCUUCCAUUUUCUCGCAGCGCGCAACACGUGCGGAGGUUUCUCUCCGUCUAUUAGUUGAUUUAGCAGAAAACGUAGAUAAGAUGGCCGACGUGGAAGUACGCAAGGAGAAGAAAAAGAAGAAGAUCAAGGAGGAGCCCUUGGACGGCGAUGACAUUGGCACGCUGCAGAAGCAGGGCAACUUCCAAAUCAAGCCCUCUUCCAAGAUCGCCGAGCUGGACACCUCGCAAUGGCCGCUGCUCCUGAAGAACUUCGACAAGCUGAACAUCCGUUCCAACCACUACACUCCGCUGGCCCACGGAUCGUCGCCCCUGAACCGCGACAUCAAGGAGUACAUGAAGACGGGCUUCAUCAACCUGGACAAGCCGUCUAACCCCAGCUCCCACGAGGUGGUGGCCUGGAUCAAGAAGAUCCUCAAGGUGGAAAAGACUGGCCACUCCGGCACGCUGGAUCCCAAAGUCACGGGUUGCCUGAUUGUCUGCAUUGACAGGGCCACCAGGCUGGUAAAGUCCCAGCAGAGCGCCGGCAAGGAGUACGUGGCCAUUUUCAAGCUGCACGGAGCCGUGGAGUCAGUGGCCAAGGUGCGUCAGGGCCUGGAGAAGCUGCGUGGUGCCCUCUUCCAACGACCUCCGCUCAUCUCUGCCGUAAAGCGUCAGUUGCGCGUUCGUACUGUCUACGACAGCAAGCUGUUGGACUACGAUGAAAACCGAAAUAUGGGUGUUUUUUGGGUUAGUUGCGAGGCCGGCUCCUACAUCCGUACCAUGUGCGUCCAUUUGGGUCUCGUACUGGGUGUCGGUGGUCAGAUGCUGGAGCUCCGUCGUGUCCGCUCUGGCAUUCAGUCCGAGCGCGAUGGUAUGGUGACCAUGCACGAUGUUUUGGACGCCAUGUGGCUGUACGAAAACCACAAGGACGAGUCUAUGCUGCGACGUGUGAUCAAGCCGCUAGAAGGUCUGCUGGUCAACCACAAGCGCAUUAUUAUGAAAGACAGUUCGGUCAACGCCGUUUGCUAUGGUGCCAAGAUUACAUUGCCCGGUGUCCUGCGCUACGAGGAUGGCAUUGAGAUCGAUCAAGAGAUUGUUAUUUGCACCACCAAGGGCGAGGCCAUUUGCCUGGCCAUCGCCCUCAUGACCACAGCCACCAUGGCCUCUUGUGACCAUGGUGUGGUGGCCAAGAUCAAGCGAGUGAUCAUGGAGCGCGACACAUACCCGCGCAAGUGGGGAUUGGGCCCAAAGGCGUCGGCCAAGAAGGCGCUCAUUGCCGCCGGCAAGCUAGACAAGUUCGGACGGCCCAAUGAAAACACACCGAAGGAGUGGCUGACUGGUUAUGUCGAUUACAAUGCCAAGAAGCCAGCAGCUCAAGAAGUUUCCCCCUCGAAUGGCACCAGUGAACCCAGCAAACGCAAGUUAAGCACCUCCAGCGUUGAGGAAACUGCGGCGGCCGCGGUAUCCGACGAGACUCCUUCCAAGGACAAAAAGAAGAAGAAGAAGAAGCACAAGGGCGAUGAGGAGGCCCCAGAAGCUGCUGAGGAGGAGGCAGAGCCAGUAGAGAAGGAGAAGAAAAAGAAGAAGAAGAAGGACAAGGAUAGGGACAGAGACGAAGCUCAGGAAUAGAAAUCUAAAGUUUCUGUAGGAUUAGGUAUUAAAGAGAACUCUACGCUUUUUUGUAGAGGCACCUACCAAUUGCUAGCUGUUAGGUUUAAGGAGUGUUUUUAUGUGUAGAAGUGCAUACCAAUUACAAAUGCAUUUAAGUGACAUUCGCAAUGCAAUAAAUUGUAUAUUUUAUUGUGGAACUCUA